Molecule: messenger RNA, 4482 nt
Organism: Blastomyces dermatitidis ER-3
Lineage: Eukaryota; Fungi; Ascomycota; Eurotiomycetes; Onygenales; Ajellomycetaceae
Product: cell polarity protein
Exons: 3
Coding region: 1-3330 (1109 amino acids)
Cellular component (GO): actomyosin contractile ring; cell cortex of growing cell tip
Molecular function (GO): MAP kinase scaffold activity
Source: RefSeq, a predicted model, not a curated record
AUGUCACCCGUUUCUUCCACCGAUGGAAGCGAAUGGUCCGGAGUCGACCGCUACCAGUCGAUGGGCGGCAAGUCCGAUACACCACAGUCUCCCGCUCUCCCGCACGGCCGAAGCGCCCUAGCCUCUCCCCCAAUAUCUGCCUCAGGUGGCCCGCCUUACAGUCCGUUGCAAAUGCAUGCCCCGGACGCUCCUGACCCUGCUCCCAAUGGCAGUAGAAGCAGCACCAAUGGCCUUGCUCCGCGUCGCCCUUCAGACAUGUCCCAGAACCCUUCACCUCCCAGUUCGGUCACGUCCAGGUCGAGAGCGAGCGAUGGAACCCUUUCCGAUCAGAGAAGCAAGAGGUACAAGAUGAUGGAGGACCUGCUGCUGAAGCACUAUACCGUACUGAAACGAUACUUGCAUGGACAAGGACGGGAGGAUCCUACGGCAUUACACCCCAACAAGGCACGCGACAAGCUCCUCAGACUCUCACCGAGUCAGGUUAUGGAUCUAAGUACAGAUGUGUAUGACGAGCUACUCCGUCGCCAGGCAGUCUCGCCCAAUCGACCCGGCGGGCCCCGACCAGAUGUACCCCCUUACCUCCCCCCGCGCCAGGAAUUCCACGAAAAGCGUAACCAAGCCCGCCAGGUCCUCUCCUCGCUCCAACAACCCAGAUUCAGAAACUUGGCUACAGACGUGCUGUGUGAACUGGAACGGCGCUUCCCGCAUUUUGCCGGCAUGGAUCGGAGUCGCAGAGUCAGUCCCGCACCCAGCGUGCGCGGCGGUUACGGCUCGGGACUCACUAGCAACGGCUACGAUCCUCGCCCGGCUUCCAAUGGAUCAUUCGGCUAUGGGCCAAAUGGCUACCCUGCCCCCCCACGAACUCAAUCCAGAGGUCCCAUGCCACAGGUCACCGGUCCUGGCCCCGGGCCUGGUGGAAGAGGCUUGCCACCAAAUCCCCACCAGGGGAGCCGAUUCCCUCCCCGGCAAGGCUCGUUGAGUCACUCUUCCGGUGCCGGCGGCGGUGCACCUGGUGCUGCAGGCUUAGGGAUCAAUGAGGAGACUAUUCCUGAAAACGCGCCGUUUCCGAAAUCAUUCCAGAGUAACACUAUAGUGCCGAAUAAGAGCACUAUGGUGGAGGAAGAGGAGGAAGAGGAGGAUGGUGAUGUUGAUGUUGAUGUUGAUGUUGAUGUUGAUGUUGAUGAAGAGGAGGAUGCGGCAAGUAGGUAUGACGAUGAUAAUGGUCCUGAUCGGCGGAGUGAUGCGUUUGCCUUGGAUAAGGUGUUGCAGAGUCGGAGGACGACUACGACGACGGAUAGUGUGGGUGUGGGUGUGGGUGUGGGUGGAGGUGGAGGUGGGGGCUCGGAAAGCGAUAAGCAGAAAUUGGCAGAGGUGCAGGGGCAGGUGUCUCAGUUGAAGAAACAGAUAGAAGAGUUGGAGAAAUCGAAGGAUGCAGAGCUUGAGACGCUGAAGGCGGAAAUGGCUAAUAAUUCUAAUGCUUGGGAUUCGGAGAGACGAGAGUGGGAAAGUAUGAGGGAAGACUGGGAUCGUGCAAAAGAAGAAUGGGAUAAGAUGAAACUAGAUUUGGAAGUGAAGCUUUCGGAGGCGGAGGAUCUCAAUGCUUCCCUGCAGGAUCAGUUGGAGGGCGAGCGGAGAGAGUAUGAAGCCUCAGAACAGGUUCUACAGCAGCAAAUACAACAGGCUUUGGCUGCCGCUGCCGCGGCUACUGAGAAGGCAGGCGCAGGCACAGGCACAGACACAGACAUAGACACAGAUGGCGGAGUAUGGAAAUCACGGGCUGAAGAUAUUGAACGGGAGAACCAGGAGCUUAGAGAAGAGCUUCGAAAACAACGAGAAGUGACCGAGCAGGUCCGAAAAGAGGCUUCCAACUUCCUCCAGGAGAUGCGCGCCCUUUCUGAACGGACUCAGGAGCAAUGGGAACGUGAAGAACGCCUCACGCACGACUUUCAACGAAUGGAGGAAGAGGUCAAGAUCUGGAAGAAUCGGUAUGCAAAGACGAAAUCGCAGUUACGACAUCUACGAUCUUCGUCGAGUGGCUUGCCUGGUGGCAUACAAGAUGCCACUACGAUAGCAAAGGACAACGAUCUAAGCCAUCCAAAUGGAUUGGUCAAGGAUGUGCACUUUACGAAAUUCCAGAUGUCGAUUGACGAACUACUUCGCACGGCACGGAUCUCGGAACCAGCACAGGUUCUCGAACAGAUGAAGGCCGUCGUCUUCGCCGUUCGUUACAUCACCCGGGACAUCGAAAAUGCACAAGGGAGCGGGGCGGAUGAACACACGCAGUCGCGCAGCAGAGCAAAAGCCCGCGUCUCCGCCACUGCCAACAACCUCAUCACAGCCUCGAAGAACUUUGCAAACUCCAACGGGAUGUCGCCCGUCUCCCUACUCGACGCCGCCGCCUCGCAUCUCACCGCUGCCAUCAUCGAGCUCGUCCGCACCGUCAAAGUCCGACCCACACCUGCAGACGAACUUGGUGAAGACGAUUACGAUGAUGAUAACUUGGGAUCCAUGCAGUCGCCAGCGUACUUCAGCGUCCCGCCCAGUCUGAGCCGGAUGAGCGGGAAUGACUCCGUCUACAGCGCCAUCAGCUCGCCGCAUUCGACACGCUCACCUGGCCGGACGAGUUCACGUCUACCGCCGUCUCACCGCAAGACGUAUUCCAGCGGGCAGCUACUUGCAGGCGGGGGUCUGAGGCCUGGCCUUGGGAUUAGUGAGUUAGAUGGGGAGUUGGAGGAGCUUAGGUUAUACCUCGAAGACCAAACCGAAGGCGUCGUCCAGUCCAUCCAAGCCCUCGUCUCCUCCAUCCGCGCCGAGCCAGACGACAUGUCCGCCAUCCGAACGCAUAUUGACGCCAUCUCCGCCGUCGUCAGCAAAGUCAUCGACGCCACGGAAUCUGCCAUAACGCGCCAAGAACAACAGCAACAGCAGCACCAAGACCAUCACCAGAGCAACAAUAAUAAUGAUAACCAUAGUAAUACUGACCUUAAUGUUAAUAAUAAUACCAUCCUCCGCGACCGCGCCGGGCCCAUCAUCCGCAUCCUCUCCGAGUGCCGCGAUAGGCUCGCCGAGGCUGGCGCAGAGGGUAACCAGGCCCUGAGUGUUAGUGAGAUGCGGGAGGUUACGGGGAAGUUGCCGCCCAUUGCGUUUCAGAUUGCGCGGGAGACAAAGGAGUUGGUGCAGCGGCUUGAUCAGAUGGAGAUGGUGGGGAGUGGGAAUCAUGGUGGAGGAGGGGGUGGAGAAGGAAUGGGGGGAGGUCCGAUCGGGGGGUGGAGGGGUGCAGAGGAUCAUGACGAUGAUGAUGAUGAUGAUGAUGAUGAUGAUUUCCGAUGAUGAUUUGAGGGAAAAGAAAAAUAUCAAAACCUUCAAAAACCUUCAUCGAAAGGUGUGGGAAAAGGAAAAGGAAUAAAAUGCCUUUUUUUUUUUUUUUUUCCCUUGUUCUUUUCUUUUUCUUCAUACGCGAAGCCUCCCCUUCUCCCGGACGUCUGCAUAUUCCCCUUCCCUGGGCUUUCGUUUUAAUGGACUAGACUGCAUCAUGUACUGUACCUCUGCGUGAUGAUACGGGUUGUUCUUUUUUUUUUUUUUUUUUUUUUUUUUUUUUUUUUUUUUUAAAUUCUCCCUCCUUCAGCAGCGCAUACGAGAGGAAGAAGGGGAAGGGGGUGUUAUAUACCUCCCUAUCUCUACAUCGUUUCUUCAGCAACUUGUUUUUGUUCGAUAACAUUUUUGUAUUUUUCAUCCUACUACUUCUUCUCCUCUCCAGUCUCGACCGACCGACCGACCGACCGACCAACUCCUUUCUAACCUUUUUGGUCCGAUAUUAGUUCCAUGCCCCCCCCCCUUUAGCAACAUAACUGUCGAUUCAAAUCAUAUUAUUUCUUCUCUUGAGUAUUCAUUUCAUUCACCUUUGCAAGAUCAUUCAUAUAUACUUGGCCCGGCUUGGAGCUGUUUUAUUUUAUUUUAUUUUACUUUUACUUUUAUAUAUAUAUAUAUUAUUGGAAUUCCGUUCUUGCUGCAUAUGAGCGUCCGGGUAUUUAUUUUUGCUUUAUUAAUUUUUUAUGUAUGUAUGUAUGUAUGUGUGUGUGUGUGUGUAUUCCAAAAAAAAAAAAAAAAAAAAAAAAAAAGUCUCACAACAACACAUGAAGAGAUGGGUUAGUUGAAAAGAAAUAUAUUAUGUCUAUUCUCUCCUUUUUUGAGACAAGGUGUUUUUUUUGGCUUCAUAUUUAUUGCAUGCUGUCUUGUCUGUCUGGAGGCUGUGUGUGACGUUGCCUGGUUUCGUAUUAUUCUCCAACCCCGAAAAAGAGAAAUCGUAACCAGUUCGUACGGGAUGGAUUGAUUACCUGCAAGCUUCUUCUUAAAAGUUAUUUUACCGUUUAAGUUACUCCGUAGUUACAAUCUCCCUCCGAACGAAACGACUUCGGACUAGUUAGAACUUAACUAGCUACGGCAGCCCGAAAUCGCCUCUUGUGCAACUCUGGUCUUUUUUUU